This is a messenger RNA of Pyrenophora tritici-repentis Pt-1C-BFP, 2484 nucleotides long. NCBI's taxonomy places the organism in Eukaryota, Fungi, Ascomycota, Dothideomycetes, Pleosporales, Pleosporaceae. The record is from RefSeq and is a predicted model, not a curated record.
AUGUCGCACAGUCCUGGUGCUAUCGAGCUACCAGAACCCGCUGCACUCCAGCCACCCAAGCGAAUCGCCCGAGCAAAAGUGAAAAAGCUUUCAGCAAGUAUCGAAGGCCUGGAUGAGGAAACUUCAAGACUUCAGAAAGUUGGUAGCGAUAAACAGAAGGUCUUCGAUGUUUUGCACGCUGAGCAAACAUGGGAAGACAAGGUGCGGCUAGAUAUGGACGCACAAAAGCAGAAGAUGUCACAGUAUCGUGCAACUAUUCGAGAUUUACAAAAGCGUCCCACGGCCAAGCAGUGGAAAGAAGCAACAUCGAGAAUCGAUACUCUCAGACAACGGCCCACAACAGAAACCCUCCGACCCGCAGCCACAGCCGCGACCGAUCCCAUCCAGAGAGAUCUGGACACACGUAUACAAGAGUGCGAGAGGCUGAAGAAGCGGCCAACAAAAGCAGAUCUGAAAGAUGCUGUCGCAAAAGCAGAGCUUCCAUUAGAAGAUACAAUCCGACAGCUCAAGAAAAGAUCUAUACUCAGUUAUCUAGAUGACUCUGUAAACUCAGCGAAAGAGCCACUAGAGGCUCAGAUCAAGGAGCUCGAGAAGCGGCCAACAGAUGAAAAUCUAGCAGAAGAUAUUAAGAAGGCGAAACAGUCGUUACAAGAUACGACAUCUAAGCUCGAAAAGCGUCCUACGCAACAGGCCCUCACAGAAGCUGUCGCGGCAGCAAAAGAGCUAGAAAAGCGGCCAACGGAUAAGCAUCUAGCAGAAGCUGUUGAACAGGCGAAACGGUCGUUACAAUAUACAAUUUCUAAGCUCGAGAGCCGGCCUACGCAACGGGACCUUGCUGUCGCUGUCGCAGCAGCAGAAGGGCCGUUGCAGGUCAGGAUUGAUAGGCUCGAUCAGGAUCUCUCACACGCUGUCGCAGCUCAUGGGAGACUACAGGGCGAUAUUGACCGGCUCAGUAAGAGGCCUACACAGACAAUGGUCCAAAAGGCUAUCGAUGAGGCAACCCUACCGCUGCGAAACCAGAACGGCGGCCUCCAGACACAACUCGACGAGCCAAGAGCAUCGGUCGUGCGUCUCGAACAGCGCCCAACUCAACAAGAUCUUGACGCGGCAGUCAAUACCGCCACCAAGCCACUGCAAGAACAGAAAGGCAAUCUCGAAUCUCAAUCAGGUGAGAUGCGAAGUGAACUUGACAUAUCCGGGAAUUUAGUCACAACGACCCAGGAUAUGCUGAAGAAAGAGCAAGAAAGCCAUCGCACGACCCAGAUGGAUCUCGAUGAUAAGAUUCAACGUCUUGAACAGACAAAGAAAGAACACAAAGAUGAGGUGGCGUUACUCAAAGGCAACACCUCCAAAAAGGAACAGGAGUUGGCCAGUCUCCAGCUGGACAUCUCCACCAAGAGCCAGGAGUUGACGAAACUCAAGCUAGACGUUUCCAUCAAGGAUCAGGAUUUGACGAAACUCAAUCUGGAUGCACGCCAGAAAGCAGAAGAUCAAGCAAAACAGGAUCAGGCUGCAUCCGAGCAGAUUUCUUCAUUGAAAGAUGAGGUCCAAGCUGUCGAGAAGACCCAAGCCAGCUUGGAAAGAGCACAGCAGGAACUCUCUAGCGACAAGGCCAGCGCAGAUGGUAAAAUAUCCCAGCUACGCCGAGAAUCACAACGUCGCGCUGCAACUCUCUACAAUCUGUAUUCAGUUGCAGAAACGGGUCGCAAGGGGGCGCGGCGAUGGGUCAAGAUCAGCUUCCUUUCACUUUACAUGAUCUGCGGUCAAAAGAAUGACAUCUUAUCGGGUGUCUCACGUAUACUUCGGACCAAGCAAGCCGAGACCUCUAUGCUUCUGACCGAAAAAGAACAUCUCCAGAAAACUAAUGACGAUCUCAAUGAGAGAUUCUCGAAGUCCAACAACGAGUUGGAAUCUGUCAAGAAGUCGCUGAGUACGGCAGAAACGCAGCUACAGGACAACCAAGCAGAGUCAAUUCGUCUCACCAGCAAGGCUAAAGCCGACGUGAAGCUGCUACAGGACGACCUUGCUGGGUUACAGAACCAGUUACAGACGAAAAAAACAGAAAUCAACAAGCUCCAAGCCGACCUGCAAGAGUCGACCAAAGCUGCGGGCCUCGAGCUUGAACAAGCUCGAGAAGAUGCAAGGUUCGGCGAUGAAAAAGCCAAGAAAGCUCAAGAAGGACUGCAGGUGAUCGUUCAAGAUCUGGAAAGCCAGCUUAAGCAAACAAGAGCGGAUAGAGAUGACGAAAAAGCCAUGCAUCUUCAACUCCAGGCCGAACUACACAAAUCUAUCGGCAAUCUUCAAACUGUGAUCACACUGGAUGGUGUACAGAACGAACAAGACCAAGACGCCGCAUGGCAAUUGAACUCGAGGCUACAGAAAACCAUGGACACUGUCCAGGCUGAGCUUACGCAGACAAAAGCCGACUUCCAAACAGCUACCGCCCAGAUUGAACAGCUUAAUACGGACUUGGAGAACGCUUAA